AUGUGUGACUACAGAACCAUGUGUGACUACAGAACCAUGUGUGACUACAACACCAUGUGUGACUACAGAACCAUGCGUGACUACAGAACCAUGUGUGACUACAGCACCAUGUGUGACUACAGAACCAUGCGUGACUACAGAACCAUGUGUGACUACAGAACCAUGUGUGACUACAGAACCAUGUGUGACUACAGCACCAUGUGUGACUACAGCACCAUGUGUGACUACAGCACCAUGUGUGACUACAGCACCAUGUGUGACUACGAACCAUGUGUGACUACAGAACCAUGUGUGACUACAGCACCAUGUGUGACUACAGAACCAUGUGUGACUACAGCACCAUGUGUGACUACAGAACCAUGUGUGACUACAGAACCAUGUGUGACUACAGCACCAUGUGUGACUACGAACCAUGUGUGA
Knipowitschia caucasica is the source of this 420-nucleotide messenger RNA. The record is from the annotation of a GenBank genome assembly. Lineage: Eukaryota; Metazoa; Chordata; Actinopteri; Gobiiformes; Gobiidae.